AUGCAGGAGUGCGCACCAAGGCCGUGCAAGUUCUGCGAGUCUGCGCUCGCGAGGUACACUUGCCCGAGGUGCAACUGCGGCUACUGCUCCAUCAAAUGUUACAAGGAUGCCAGGCAUCAAGGCUGCAGUGAGGACUUCUACAAGGACUGCGUCCAGACCUACUUGCGCAUGGAGCAGGCCAACCCCGAAACCCAGAAAAAGAUGGUGGACAUUCUUAAGGCCGUCCAGAACGAAGAAGAAGAAGGCGACGAACAGGAAACCGACGAAGUGGCCACUCUCGUCCAACAACUGGAACAGACCGACAUCGAUCCCGAAACUGCCUGGAGCUAUCUGACCCCAGACGAGAGGCAAGAGUUCGAACGCAUGGUCCAGACGGGUGAUGUCGGAAAGCUGGUUCCGCUGUGGAAGCCGUGGUGGGAGGAAAAGGCUCUCGUCACCGAAGUGACGGCGGAAGAGUGCUCCGCGCCAGCCGUCCAGCCUCUCAGCGCGUUGACGAGCAAGGCGCCCGCAGCGUGUGUCGUGAACAGUGUGCUGAACAUUUUGUGUAGUUACGUUCACGUCAUAAGGCUCUACAAUGGGGAGAUGGUUCCGCAGAGCGCGGAAGAGUUCCUUGGUGUCAGCUUAGUCUUGACAGACGAUGCUGUUUAUGGCACCCCGGCCGAAGCCGUUCAGGCCGUCCUGCAAAAGGUCGUCAUGACUCAAAGUGUGGCCGCCACCGAUGAGCUCCCGUCUCUGCUCGGAGCUUUCCGGAAGUUCCUCGGUAGUCCGCAGUUGAAGGACAACGCGUUGAGAGCUUUGGACGAAACUCGUAGUGUAUUUGACGCAGCAGCAAGAGAACCCGAAUGCAAGAAGGAGCUGAAACAAAAGCUUCGACGAGCCACCAAGAAAGUCGAGUACAUGAUGUCGUGGACAGUUGAGUACGGCGAUAAGCUGCUGUCAUGCCUAAACGACAUCGAUGUUGAAGCUCUCGCAGUUGCCGAGAACAUGUCAACAUUUCAGGAUGCGUGCAAGGCAGUCGAAGAACAGAGGAAUAAGACCUCAAAGCCACGAGUGCUGAUUGAAGAGUUAAACUAGGUGCCACGGUGAUGUGUUAUCGUCACAUAGGCACUAGCUGUCAAUAAAGCUUAUGAAUUCAGUUGCAAA
Rhipicephalus sanguineus (brown dog tick) is the source of this 1143-nucleotide messenger RNA. Its product is annotated as zinc finger HIT domain-containing protein 2. The record is from RefSeq and is a predicted model, not a curated record. NCBI's taxonomy places the organism in Eukaryota, Metazoa, Arthropoda, Arachnida, Ixodida, Ixodidae. The transcript has a single exon. Bases 1 to 1074 code for a protein of 357 amino acids.